AUGACACCGGAGUGGCGAGGCUGCCUCACGGGUUGGACUGGCUGGUGUUUCUCGCCGCGGGACCCCAGAUUGUUGUGCACAGCGUUCUCACUUCGCGAAUACUAUUUAGUCUUCAAGCGAACAAGGAGCAAUCGGUCAACCUAUCGACGAAUGCACCGGAAAUGGAAUCGCUUCCAGAUGGGUUUCAAGCGUGGGGCAAAGGCAGGAAGACAUUUACUGGUGCUGGUGAACCAGAUCAAGCGUAGACGUGCUACUAAUUUUUUUCUCUUUGUCGUUGUAACGGGAUGUCGAUUGCAGUGGUCCAUGGAAAGGAUAGUAGCGUAG
Suillus plorans is the source of this 324-nucleotide messenger RNA. RefSeq lists its product as uncharacterized. The coding region runs from base 1 to 324 and encodes 107 amino acids. The record is from RefSeq and is a predicted model, not a curated record. The transcript is spliced from 3 exons. Lineage: Eukaryota; Fungi; Basidiomycota; Agaricomycetes; Boletales; Suillaceae.